Molecule: messenger RNA, 2309 nt
Organism: Erigeron canadensis
Lineage: Eukaryota; Viridiplantae; Streptophyta; Magnoliopsida; Asterales; Asteraceae
Product: auxin response factor 16-like
Exons: 4
Coding region: 181-2085 (634 amino acids)
Biological process (GO): regulation of DNA-templated transcription; response to hormone
Cellular component (GO): nucleus
Molecular function (GO): protein binding; DNA binding
Source: RefSeq, a predicted model, not a curated record
UUUAACAUCACAACCAAUUUUUUCUUUUCCUUGUUUUAUUUUUUUCUUUUUCUCUCUCUCACUCACUCACUCACUAGAACAAAUAAAAAUAGAUACAGAAUUUAUAAUUUGUCUCUUGUGUUUUUAUCGUCUGGUCGGCAACAACAAGCACUUUUCAGGAAUCAGGAUUCUGAUUUCAGAAUGAUUAAUAUAAUGGAUCAUAUGAUUAAACCAAUGAAUGAAAUGGAUAAAAGCUUGGAUGGGCAGUUAUGGCAUGCUUGUGCAGGUGGUAUGGUACAAAUGCCUGAAGUAAACUCUAAAAUAUUUUAUUUUCCUCAAGGUCAUGCCGAACAUGCUGCAGGAAGGGAUGGCGGUUUUCGAGACCUUCCAAGAAUCCCUCCUUACAUUCUUUGCGGGGUAUCCGCCGUGAAUUUCAUGGCGGAUUCCGACACAGAUGAAGUUUAUGCAAGAAUAAGACUAACCCCUUUAAGAAAUCACAAAGAUUGUGAUUUUGAUAAUGAUGGUUUUUUAGGAUUUGAUCAUAAUAACAAGAGUGAAAACCAAGAUAAACCGGCUUCAUUCGCAAAGACAUUGACUCAGUCUGAUGCUAAUAAUGGGGGUGGGUUUUCAGUUCCAAGAUAUUGUGCUGAAACUAUCUUUCCAAGAUUGGAUUACACUGCUGAACCACCAGUGCAAACCAUUUUGGCAAAAGAUGUUCAUGGGAAGUUAUGGAAAUUUAGGCAUAUAUAUCGAGGGACGCCUCGCAGGCAUCUUUUGACAACCGGUUGGAGCAACUUUGUUAACCAAAAGAAGCUUGUAGCUGGUGACUCGAUUGUGUUCUUGAGGGCGGAUAAUGGGGAUCUUUGUGUAGGUAUUCGGAGGGCCAAGAGGGGGACCGGAAGGGGAUUUCUUGAUGGGAAUUCUUCUGGGUGGAAUACUGCAAUUGCUGGAGUUGGGGGUUCGGGGAAAGUAACUGCAGAUUCGGUGAUUGAAGCUGCAAAACUAGCGGCUACAGGACGGCUGUUUGAGGUGGUGUAUUACCCUCGAGCUAGCACACCGGAGUUUUGUGUUAAAGCCUCGACUGUAAAGGCUGCAAUGCGGAUCCAAUGGUGUCCAGGGAUGAGGUUUAAGAUGGCGUUUGAGACAGAAGAUUCGUCGCGGAUAAGUUGGUUUAUGGGCACGAUUUCUUCAGUUGACGUUGAUGAUCAAAUCCGUUGGCCUAAUUCACCAUGGAGGCUACUUCAGGUAGCGUGGGAUGAACCUGAUUUGCUACAAAAUGUGAAACGAGUUAACCCGUGGUUAGUUGAAUUGGUGUCGAAUAUGCCAUCAAUUCAUCUUUCACCAUUUUCGCCUCCAAGAAAGAAGCUUCGGAUCCCUCAACCACCCGAUUUUCCUCUUCUUUCAAUCCCAUCAUUUGUCACAAACCAAAUUCCUGCAAGCAUCCAGGGAGCCAGGCAAAAUCCGCAAUUUGGAUUUGAUCACCAUCUUCUUCAACAUCAUCAGUACCUAAGCAAGAUCCAAUCUUUUCCAUUUGGGUCACCAAGAAUUCCCCCAAGAUUUAUGGAAACAGUCCAAGAAACUGAAGAAAACGUUUCUUGUUUGCUAACGAUAGGGAACAACAGUGAUAACUCGAAAUCAAGCUCAAGAGAUGAAAAAAAACCAAACUUUGUGUUGUUUGGUCAACCAAUUUUUACAGAACAACAGCUCUCGGACAGUAGUUCUGGUGAGACAGUGGCUAACCAAUCCGAUAGUUCAGUCUUCGUUCAGAAUGGCCAAGUCGAGAGCUCAUCAGAUGAAGCGGGCCCAUGGCGCAAGGACCAAAGGUCUGAGUUUGGUCUCAAGACGGGCCAUUGCAAGAUUUUCAUGGAGUCAGAAGAUGUGGGUCGGACUUUAGACCUGGCUGCUUUUCGUUCAUAUGAAGAUUUGGACAGAAAGCUCGCCGACAUGUUCAGUGUAGAGAAAUCUGUAAUGCUUAACAACUUGAUUUACCGUACCACAUCUGGUUCACUAAAACAUACAAGAGAUGAACCCUUCAGUGAGUUCUCAAAGACAGCACAAAGGCUAACCAUUGUGAUUGAUUCGGGCAGUGACAAUGUAAGGGCUUAAACAACGGAUUAGGAGGUUCGUGUAAAAUGUAUAGUCGUCGUUGAUUCAUAUUCUAGCGACUUUUCGUGUCUUUACGUUCUAGUAGUCUGUAGUAGGAGUCCCAUCGACUGAUUUUUGAGCCGGUUUAGCCUAAGUUUUCUGUAGUAAUCACUUUGUUAAAAAUUGCAUAUUUGACCAAUUAUAUUAUUAUUUUUGGUUAUAAAAUACUUGGCUUUUGUACGUAA